UCCCCACAGGUGACUGAUCUAUGAAAUGGCAGAGAAUGGCACAGACUGUGACCAGAGACGCAUCGGAAUGAGCAAAGAGCAGCACAAUGGCAACUUCACAGAUUCCUCUAUGCUGAACGAACGGAAGCGAAGGGAGCGAGAGGAGAGGUUGAAUGUUGUCCUGUGGAAACAACCCCUUGUUACCUUGCACUAUUUUUGCCUGGAAACUCUAAUAAGCUUGAAGGAAUGGACCAUAAAAUUGUGGCAUCGGAGAAGCAUCUUGGUGUGUGUUUUACUGGCACUGGCAGCACUCACAGCCACCUACUACAUCGAAGGAGCACAUCAACAGUAUGUGAAGUACAUGGAGAAGAAGUUGUUCUGGUGUGCCUACUGGGUGGGAUUGGGCAUUCUGUCCUCUGUUGGACUUGGAACAGGUCUCCACACCUUUCUGCUCUAUUUGGGUCCACACAUAGCAUCAGUGACUCUUGCUGCGUAUGAAUGUAACUCAGUGAACUUUCCUGAGCCUCCUUACCCAGACCAGAUCAUCUGCCCUGAUGAGGGGAUGGCUGAAGGCUCCAUCUCCUUGUGGACUAUCAUCUCCAAAGUCAGGCUGGAGGCCUGCAUGUGGGGUGCUGGGACAGCCAUUGGGGAGCUGCCUCCAUACUUCAUGGCGAGGGCAGCCAGACUCUCUGGUGCUGAACCUGAUGAUGAGGAGUACCAGGAAUUCGAGGAGAUGCUGGAACGUGCAGAGGCUGCACAAGACUUUGCCUCCCGAGCCAAACUGGCUGUGCAGAACCUGGUGCAGAGGGUUGGAUUCUUUGGGAUUUUGGCCUGUGCCUCGAUCCCCAACCCUCUGUUUGACCUGGCUGGGAUAACAUGUGGGCACUUCCUGGUUCCCUUCUGGACCUUCUUCGGUGCCACCUUGAUUGGGAAAGCAGUAAUUAAAAUGCACAUCCAGAAACUUUUUGUCAUUAUCACGUUCAGCAAACACAUAGUGGAGCAGAUGGUGUCCCUCAUCGGUGCUAUUCCAAGUAUAGGUCCUUCUCUUCAGAAGCCAUUUCAAGAGUAUUUGGAAGCUCAGAGGAUAAAACUUCACCACAAAUCUGACAGUGCAGUACCACAGGGGGAAAACUGGCUCUCCUGGAUGUUUGAGAAAUUGGUGAUUGUGAUGGUUUGUUAUUUUAUCUUGUCUAUAAUCAACUCCAUGGCCCAGAGCUAUGCCAAGCGGCUGCAGCAGAAGAUGUACUCAGAAGAGAAAACCAAAUGA
Acanthisitta chloris (rifleman) is the source of this 1246-nucleotide messenger RNA. RefSeq names its product vacuole membrane protein 1 (gene VMP1). The record is from RefSeq and is a predicted model, not a curated record. The coding region runs from base 26 to 1246 and encodes 406 amino acids. Gene Ontology annotation, cellular component: endoplasmic reticulum; endomembrane system; membrane. The transcript is spliced from 11 exons. NCBI's taxonomy places the organism in Eukaryota, Metazoa, Chordata, Aves, Passeriformes, Acanthisittidae. Gene Ontology annotation, biological process: Golgi organization; autophagy.